AUGAAAUACAAAUCCUAUGACAUGUCUACACCCACCCUACGCCUCAGGCAGUCAGAGGCACAGAAAAAUGUCUGCAGACUGCGUAACUGUAUGCCAGAAAAAUUUCAGACUCUGGUACGAAUGCACUUGUCAUUCCUGUUAGACUUGGAUGGAUCUAAACUCGAUGAAAUGUUUUCAGAAAAUAAGCCAGCAGAAAGAACAGAAACAAGAAAGAAUAAAUCUUCCACACCAUUUUCUAGAAAGAAAAGUGAUAAACAGGGUCAUUUAUUUGGUUCACCACUGACAUCAGAAAAUGUAGCCAUUAUCUACAAGCUGAUAGAAUUUCUAGGUAGACCAGAAAAUAUUACUACAGAAGGAUUAUUCAGGAAGACUGGUAAUGUUGCCAGACAAAGGUUGUUAAAACAAUGGUUGAGUGACGGCUCUUUAACGUCUCUUGACGAUGGGACUUUUUCUCACCAUGAUUGUGCUACAGUGCUAAAGAAUUACCUUGGAGAAUUACCAGAUCCUUUACUUACAGAAAAGAAUUAUGAAGCUCAUCUUCAAAUUGUUGAAAUGGGAUCAAAUCUAGUGCUAGAUAAAGACAAAGCUAAGGCUCGGUCAAAACAGUUGAAGACCCUCCAGUUGUUAUUUUUAUUACUACCUCCAGAAAAUUCACUUCUCCUGGAAUGUUUGAUUGAUCUAUUACAUAAAGUAACCAAGACGAGUGGAAACAUGAUGACAGCUCAGUCCCUCGGAACUCUGUUUGCUCCCCAUUUAUUGUGCUCUAGAAAGUUAAGUGCUUCAGAAUUACAGUGCAUAUCACCAGUUGUAUCUAAAGCUGUAGCGUUCAUGAUUGAAUAUGGUCCUUCUAUAUUUAAGAUCCCAAAAGAAUUAGCAGUAGAUGUAGCCAACUUUUGGAAACAGAUGGAAACACCAAAUAAAUACACCCAGAAAAAUGAAAAUAAGGAGAAUUUGUCUACCAAGAAGUUAGCCACAACAUCAGCGACAGCUAUAGACACAGUGUUUACAUUUGUAGACAGAAAGUCGUCAUCAGACUCUGACACAGAUACACAGGUGGCACUGGCUAAAUUGUAUGCACAUGUGCAAUCUAUGCCUGAGUCAGCAAGGAAGAAAAAACUUCUUAAGCAGUUUAAUAAUGCCAAUGGUUUGAAUGAGAGUUGUGCUAAACCCAGGAAGCAUCACAGAAGUAGAACUUUUGGAGAACAAAUUAAGAAGAGGUUUAGUCGACAUAAAAGAAGGGGAUCAAAUGACCCCAAUGAGUGUACUGCUGGCCUGCCAUGGACACUUACAAAGCCAAUUAAUAUUGAUGAGAAUGAUAACUUAGAUAAUGUGUUCACUGAAGACAAAUCCUCAUCAAAAUUGAGAAUACUGAAAACACCAAACAGUCCUGCUGUGCACAUAGUUGACCUCUGUAAAUCACCUGCCACACCCAGAAACAGGACCCCUAAGGCACGGAAACGUCUGAGUAGUGGAAGUAGUGAUGGCAGCAUACCAGAGAAACGUCCAACACCAGAACCUAUCCCGUCAAUAGAGAAUGAAAUACAAUAUUUGAUCAAGAACCCACCAGAAACCCGAGUGUUACGAUUUACACCAGAGCUUCAUGGGAAGCCUGUUGCUAUGGUGUCCCCAUUGUCUUUUUCACCUAUAUCCAACACCUUCAAAGACUGUCCACAAGUUAUGAAGAAAGCAAUGAAUACACCACGAUCAAGAGCUCCAGUGAUGGCAAUGCCUCUCUCUCCAAGUUUGAAAUCAAGAGAAAGUCAACUGUAGAGAGUUCUGGUCCAGGGAGAUAACUCAAUGCCAUAAAUAGUGCUAUAAUAUCAGGAGAACAAUGUAAAAAUACUGUUAAUUUAAUACUCAAAGUUUUAUUAUAAAAUGUACAUAGUUAUCAAUUGUAUAUACAGAAAAAUUGUACAAAAUUUUUAAAAAGGAGAGAAAGACAACAGUAAAGCAUUAUGAUUAAAUUUUUAGAGAUUUUCACAGAGUGAAUUAAAAUGUGCCCAUGAUAAGUUAAAUAUACUUUCUAAAUAUAUUAUUAUUGUAUUAUUUUUCCAUAUUCUGAUGGAAUUCAGUGACUUAAUUAUUUCAAAGUAAAAUUUCUGAUGGUAUGCAAGUUAAGACACCAAAUGAUGAUUUGUGUCAAAAAAUUUACGAUUUUGACAAUAAUAAGAAGGAAAAAACCAAUAGAUAUUAUUGUUCUUAUGCAAAAUUUAAAUUUCAAUAUUUGAAUUACCUGACACUGUUACCAGCCUUUUUUAAUUAGUUUUAUAUUAAGAUGGCUUUCAGUUCAAUUGCAAAAUAACUUUUUAUUGUUCAAGUACUUAAAAGCUUGUAGUAUUAUUUGUUUAGGAUGUGUGAAGCUUUUGUUAUUGUUAUGUGGUAGAGUUACAAAUAGAUAUAUUUAAGUGUUUACUGUUUUGUGUAGUGAUGCAUGGCAUCUUCUGAUUGGUGUGUAAAUGUAUGUUAUAUUUGUAAAUUUGUAAGACUUAAGUCUGUAUGUUUCUUCUGUGUAAAGAGGUGGAACAUUUAUGUCUGAUACUGAUUUGUUAACUUCACAGGUUUAAAGGUGGGAUUCCAUGUUAAUUGUGAUCUACAGAUCUUGUAUUCUAAUAUAAGCUUUUUUACAAAUAGUACUGUAAAAUGUGUUACAUUAAUUGUUAAAAAGAUUUAAGAAUAAUUUAAAAAAAACGCUUUGAUAUGAUAUUAAUCAGGCUAUAACCAGUCAGAGGUCUGUACUCAAUUUUUCUGGCUUGAAUAUUCUAAAGAAGCAUAGAUAGGAGCAUAAUAGUUAUAAUGGGACUCAACCUAUAUAGAACCUUGCAGUAAAUAAUUAUUAUGAUUAAAUUUUAUAUAUGCAUGAUAUGGGAAACAUGAGCUGAGUUAAAAUUUGAUAAGAUACUUCCAAACCAUGCAAUAAAGGAUGAAAUUUGAUAUAAAAAAUCCUUGUAAUUGGUUCAAAUGGUUUGAUAUACUGUGGGUUCAUUAAUAUAUAAGUGGAUACAAAUUUCGUGGAUUCUGUGGGUAGAGGUGAUCCACAAAAUUAGAUGUUUAAGGAAGUGGCUAUUAUUUAUAGACUUAUAUGCAGACUUUUGCAAAACCACAAAAUCAAAUAUCCAUGAAAAUAUGAAUUUUCCUCAAUACACGAAAAUUGGUACUCACAAAAAUUAAAUGAAUCCACAGAAUUGGUAUAAAUGAUAUAAAUGUUCCACACUGUACUUAGACAUUCCUUUUCUUCGUCUGUCUUUCUGAUUUCUGUAUUCUUUAGUGCUAAUUUCUACAUGUACAUAGACUUGUAUGAUAUAUUGUAAACAAAGCAUGCAACCUACUGCUUAUGACAUGACCAGAUCAAACGGGUAUUAACAAUAGCAUGGAUAGACAAACCUAAAAGGUGUUAAGAAACUUUUGAAUAAUUUUUUUGUUUGUUCAAGGAUAGUUUUAUGAAAAUGAUACCAGAAUUGAUUUUCAAACUUUUUAUAUAUAGUUCUUUUUAUUUCCUUUUUUUGUUUUUGAAUAUAAGAAUCAGAAAACUUAUAACAACGCUUUGUGUUCAGGUUUGUAUUUUUAAUGAUAUUUCAUGAAUUAAUGGUUGUUUUUUUAAAGCUGCCAAGAAAAGAAUUGUUCAGUAUCUGUUCAUUAUCACAUAUCACACAUAUAUAUGUAGUUGAAUACGAUACAUUUACUCAUCACACAUCACAGGUAUAUGUAGUUGAAUAUGAUACAUUUACUCAUCACAUAUCACAUAUAUAUGUAGUUGAAUAUGAUGCAUAUCUUAUCACACAUCACAUAUAUGUAGUUGAAUAUGAUGCAUAUCUUAUCACACAUCACAUAUAUAUGUAGUUGAAUAUGAUGCAUAUCUUAUCACACAUCACAUAUAUAUGUAGUUGAAUAUGAUGCAUUUCUUAUCACACAUUGGUCACAUAUUUAUCAUGUUAUCAUUGUACCAUGUCUUGACAUGUAGAACAUUAAAAUCAUGUAAAAAUA
Mytilus californianus (California mussel) is the source of this 3981-nucleotide messenger RNA. Its product is annotated as rho GTPase-activating protein 19-like. Gene Ontology annotation, molecular function: GTPase activator activity. Gene Ontology annotation, cellular component: cytoplasm. The transcript is spliced from 13 exons. Gene Ontology annotation, biological process: signal transduction; regulation of small GTPase mediated signal transduction. Lineage: Eukaryota; Metazoa; Mollusca; Bivalvia; Mytilida; Mytilidae. The record is from RefSeq and is a predicted model, not a curated record. Bases 1 to 1770 code for a protein of 589 amino acids.